AUGGAGGCACUCAAGUCUCUCGUGCAGCCCUUCGUGGGCAACGUCGCUAGCAACUCCGUCGUCGACGGUAUGAAGCUCGUCGUCCUCGGUGGGACCGUCGAGACCGCCCGUCGCGUCUCCAGCUCAGCCUGGUUCGCUUCCUUCCCACACUCGUCGUUCUUCCUCACCGCCCAUUUCUCCGAGGAGGACUACCCGUAUGAGUGGCUGAUGCUAUGGCUCUCCCGCCGCCCAGAGUGGCAGCGCUCCCGCGAGUUCGAGACCACGACGAGCUCCUCGAACCAGGGCUCCUGGGGCUAUCGCGAAACUGACAACUCGUUCACGGACGAGGACGACGGCGACGACCCCGACGCCGCCCCCGGCAAAACCCGCACCCGCGUCGUCUUCCAGCCCACCGCCGACACCACCCACACCAUCUUCUACCGCGGGCACUGGCUGCGCGUGCGCCGCGGGCGCAAGAGCAACGGAUACGAGAUGCUGUCCAUCAGCGUGGUGGCCAGGAACAACUCGAUCCUGAAGCAGCUCGUGCUCCAGGCGAAGAAGGAGUACGAGGCCGAGGCCGUCCACCGCAUACAGAUCUAUUUCGCAGACUCGUACGGCAGCUGGCGCUGGACCGACUCGCGCCAUAAGCGGCCCAUGUCCUCCAUCGUCCUCAACCCCGGCGUAAAAGAGAUGCUCAUCUCGGACACGCACGACUUCCUAAAGUCUGAAAAGUGGUACGCGGAUCGCGGGAUUCCAUUCCGCAGAGGUUAUUUGCUUUACGGUGUCCCAGGCUCCGGCAAAUCGUCGCUUAUACACGCCAUCGCCGGAGAACUGACGCUCGACAUCUACGUCGUGUCGCUCUCGUCGUCCUGGAUCAACGACAGCACGCUCACGACGCUCAUGGGCCGGGUGCCCUCGCGCUGCAUCGUGUUGCUCGAGGACCUCGACGCCGCGUUCACGCGCUCGCUCACCCGCACGGACAAGAAGAAGGAACAGGCGAACGACAAGAGCUCCGAGACGGAGGACAACAGCGAGUCGUCGAGCUCGCACGGCCGGGGCGGUAGGCGGAAGCACAAGGAGCAGCUCUCCGACGUAAACACGCUCAGCCUGAGCGGUCUGCUCAACGCCCUCGACGGCGUCGCCGCUGCCGAAGGCCGGAUCCUGUUCGCCACGACGAAUCAUCUCGAGCGCCUCGAUCCCGCGUUGUGUCGUCCGGGCCGAAUGGACGUCUGGGUUGAAUUCAAGAAUGCUUCGAGAUGGCAGGCGGAGGCGCUCUUCCGCAACUUCUUCCCGUCGUCCGACACUGACCUCGCAGCCCCGGCCAUCGAUGGCGACCUCGACGGGCUCGAGAUGCCGAUCCCUCCUUCGCCUGCGUCCAGCACGCUCAGCUCGCUCUUCUCUGAUGCCCUGUCGGGCAUAUCCACUGCGUCGAGCGGCUCGGGCACACGCUCGCCAUCGACGCCGUCGUCCGCUUCUGCUUCCAGGGCAGGUAGCAGACGCAGUGACAGCGUCAGCCGGCCGUCAGGCGCCGGGGCCAAGAACGAGGCCUAUCUCCCCCCAGCGAUCGAGGAAGAUAUCGCGGCGUGCGCGCAUUCGGCACCACCCUUGAGCAGCAGCCGCCUCGCGGAGCUCGCAAAGGAAUUCGCGGAUUCGAUCCCGGACGAGGAGUUCAGCGUCGCCGCGCUGCAAGGCUACCUUCUCAAGAACAAGUCGCGCCCGCAGAAGGCGGCGGCGGAGGCCGCCGCUUGGGUCGUGAGCGAGCGCGAGUUGCGCGAGAAGCUCAAGAAGGAGAAGGAAGUCAAGGAGAAGGAGAAGAAAGAAAGAGAGGCCAAGGAACGCGAAGAACAGGAGAAGAAAGAGAAGGAGGACGCCGCGAAGGCUGCCGCCGCCGGUCCAGCUGUUGCCGCCGCUGCCGCCACCACCAUCACCACCGUUGUUGCCGCCGAAGUCGUGAACGACGAAAACGCGGCGCCCGAACCGGCGUCCGAGACUCCUUUGAGCCCGAUCGCGGACGACAGCGGCACCGACGAGAACGACGACGACGCGGUCGUCUUCUCGGCCGUCGUGACCUCGCCUUCGGACGUGUCCUGGAACCGGGUCGCCGACAGCACGACCUCGAAUUGACUAUCUUCUGACUCGGGUGCCGAGCCCGCUGCUGCUGCUGCUGCUGCUAGUGCUGCUGACGCCACCCCGCCUUCUGCUGUUCCUGCGAUGGACUCGACGCCUCCUUUAGCGAUGGUGCCGGUGCCGGUGACGGCUCUCGUGCUUCCCCCUCCUGCUGCUGACUCUGCUGCGCUGAGCAGGCGGCAUAGUGGGGGCUACGCUGCGGCGCAGCGUCUGCUCGCCCUUCCCCUUGUGUAUUCUCUCCUCCGGAUCCACGACGCUUUUCUUCAGCUGUAUGCUAUGCUCUUGCGACUCGCCUUCCUGCUCCGCGGGCAGGCAUAGAUGAUCUCCUCGUUGGCCUGCCCCUCCGCGAGCUAUUCCCGUUCCCGUGAUGAUGAUGACUACUACUACCCCCUUCCACGACCCUGUUCUUGUUUGUAUAACUCACUUUUUUUGCGAGCGUCUCCUUUUUUUUCUAGUGAUCUGACAGGAUCUGAUCGCGCGGUGCAGGUUUUCCUUCCAUGGGACUCCUCCCGCGCGGUCUUCGUGAUAUAAAGAAACGAACCAGUGAAGCUACCUACGUCCCGUCUCGCCUUCCUUCCUCUCUUCCCCUCUAUUUUCGUUUUUGCUCUUCGCAACGCACUACACCUUUCCUUCUGCUUUGGACAUAUAAAUCUUUCCCCAACCUCUCCUCUGCUGCCCCAUCGUGUACAUUCCGGAUCCAUCGCCUCAUCUCACAGCCUCUAUCACCACCACUACCACCACCAUCCACACGCACGCACGCACACCCCCAAGUUUCCCGUUCCGCUCUCCAUCCUGUCGUCGAGUAAUACCUGUCAUGCGUUUUUUUUUGUCGUGUUUGUUUGCUGGAAUCUGGAUCGUUUUUGAAUCGUUGUUUGUACAUUGUCUAUCUACGUUUUUUUUACGUUGCAAUUUUUUUUUACGGUUGGUUAGGUGCUUGUGGAUAACGUGAUGACGAGCCCGUGUUGAUAUUGUU
Heterobasidion irregulare TC 32-1 is the source of this 3079-nucleotide messenger RNA. Its product is annotated as AAA+-type ATPase. The record is from RefSeq and is a predicted model, not a curated record. Gene Ontology annotation, biological process: mitochondrial respiratory chain complex III assembly; protein insertion into mitochondrial inner membrane from matrix. Lineage: Eukaryota; Fungi; Basidiomycota; Agaricomycetes; Russulales; Bondarzewiaceae. Gene Ontology annotation, cellular component: mitochondrial inner membrane. The transcript is spliced from 7 exons. The coding region runs from base 1 to 2103 and encodes 700 amino acids. Gene Ontology annotation, molecular function: ATP hydrolysis activity; ATP binding.